AUGAAGCGUCAUAUCCAUCUUCAUGUCGGCCCAACGAACAGUGGCAAGACUCACGAAGCUCUGUCUAGGCUAUCCACCGCAACAACUGCGACUUAUCUAGGGCCUCUACGACUUUUGGCUCAUGAGAUAUAUGAACGUUUGAAUAAGAAUGGAGUGGCCUGCUCCCUGAUAACGGGCGAAGAAAGAAGAGAAGUAGAAGGCUCCAAAGUAACAAGUUGCACGGUGGAGAUGGCACCCUUAUUCCAAAAGCUGGAUGUAGCCGUGAUAGAUGAAGGCCAAAUGAUGUCAGACGAUAGUCGUGGCUUCGCUUGGACCAACAGUAUCUUAGGAUUACAAGCUAAAGAGAUUCAUAUUUGUGGAGAAGAAUCCAUUGUCGACCGUGUGCAGGCCAUGUGUGAUGUGACGGGUGACUCCAUGACAGUGCGUCAUUACAAGAGACUGACAUCAUUGUCCAUGUCUCCACAUUCACUGAAUGGGAGACUAGACAAGAUCCAAAAGGGCGAUUGUGUCGUUACUUUUUCAAGGAUGGACAUAUUUGGCCUCAAACGUGAGAUCGAGACCGCAACCGGACUCCGAUGUGCAGUGAUUUAUGGCGGACUUCCGCCAGAAAUAAGAUCUGAACAGGCUAGAUUAUUCAAUGAUCCGGCGUCCGGCUUUGACGUAUUAGUUGCCUCGGACGCUAUUGGAAUGGGGCUGAAUUUGAACAUUCGAAGAAUUAUUUUUGAACGAGUCGAAAAAUACAAUGGUGUUGAUCAGCAAGUGCUUACAGUGUCGCAAAUAAAACAAAUAGCUGGUCGAGCUGGGAGGUUUAACACGAUAUAUUCGGCUGGAGAAGUAACGACCUUGGAGAAACCCCCUGAUCAUUCCAUAGUGGCGAGGGCAUUAAAAUCACCAGUAGUACCAAUACGUACCGCAGGCUUACAUCCCUUGCUUGAACAGAUCGAAGCAUUCAAAUCGAGACUUCCAGAUACGCCUCUAGCCCUUCUCCUCGAUUAUUUCGAGCACUUGGCGCUCGCAAACAUCGGAAGUGGAUACUUUCUUUGCAAUUUACGGACGCAAAAAGCGUUAGCAACAUUGCUAGAACGGCUCACGUUAUCUUUCUCUGAUCGAUAUACCAUGAUAAUGGCGCCGGUAAAUCCGGAAGAUGGCAAAUUGGUGGAAGCAAUGGGAAAAUUUGCCUCCGCCCAUAGCACUGGUUAUGAAGUACGUUUGAGAGAAAUUGUGCCUAAACCUCAUGGCCAAAUUGCUACAAGCGAGGAACUACGGAGAUUGGAGUCAAUUCACAAGAUUAUUAUGCUCUUCUUGUGGUUGAGCUACCGUUUUCCAAAGACGUUCGUUGAUAUGGAUCAUGCAUGGAUUCUAAAAUCGGAAUACGAAUAUCUCAUCACUGAUGCUCUUCGCCGAUUGCGCUCAAUUCGUCCAAGAAGACGCGAGCGUGAUCGGGCUUCACCAAUGAAAGAACGAGGCAACGUCUGA
This is a messenger RNA of Synchytrium microbalum, 1476 nucleotides long. RefSeq lists its product as uncharacterized. The record is from RefSeq and is a predicted model, not a curated record. Gene Ontology annotation, cellular component: mitochondrial degradosome. Gene Ontology annotation, molecular function: RNA helicase activity; hydrolase activity, acting on acid anhydrides; ATP binding. Gene Ontology annotation, biological process: mitochondrial RNA 3'-end processing; RNA catabolic process. The transcript has 7 exons. Lineage: Eukaryota; Fungi; Chytridiomycota; Chytridiomycetes; Synchytriales; Synchytriaceae. Bases 1 to 1476 code for a protein of 491 amino acids.